CCCGUCGAACACAGUCUCUUUCAAUUCCUCGCCAAGGCCCUUCAGACCCAUCACCGCUUCCUGGCCGGCCGGCUCUCGCGUGCUGAAGCCCCUAUCUACGUCAUCGGCAACCCCUCCGCCGACCUGGACUCGAUCAUCUCCGCCAUUGUCUACGCUUCCUUCGCCCAUCCCCGCCCUCAUGUCCCCCUAAUCAACCUUCCCUCCGUUCGCGCUGGCCCCGAACUACGCCGUCUACGUCCCGAGUUCGUCAAAUCCCUCUGGCUCUCCACCCACCCCCCAGCCCCGGACGAUCAAACAUGGGCCGAUACGCCUGAAUCCGCCGGUUCCCUCCUACACGACCACCUCCUCACCGUCGCAGACUUCGUCUCCCACCUCGAACAGCUCCCCAACAGUCCUGACACCCUCAUCUCCGCCGAUGCAGUCCUCGUUGACUGGAACGCUCUCCCCAUUCGCUCCCCCGACCACCCCCGCGGACAAGGCUCCCUCUCCUCCCUUCCGAACAUCACCUUCACCGUCGUCGGCUGCAUCGACCACCACGUCAAUGAAGACUUCCUCGGCCCUAUCACAGACCCAGACCAACCCUUCCUUCUUCAACCCUCCGGCUCCUGUACCUCACUAGUCGUCAACAUGCUCGACAAAAUGGACCGCUGGCGCCGCACCACCCCCGCCCCUAGUCCCGCAGAACACCAACUCGCUAAACUAGCCAUGAGCCCCAUCCUCAUCGACACAAGCAACUUCACGGCGAAAGAAAAAGUCACUGACUCGGAUACACUAGCGUAUAGUUUCCUGCGCUCGAAAAUUAACUCCAUCCCUUAUGGUGAUACCGAGAAACCAUGGGAUCACAAUUCCUUCUACGAGGAGAUUAACACAGCGAAACGGAAUAGUCUUGAUUUACUUACGGUUGAGGAGGUGUUGGAUAGGGAUUAUAAGCAGUGGACAGAGUCACCGGGAAGUAAUUCCCAAGAGGAGAAAGUGGAGAUUGGAAUCUGCUCCAUGGUGAGAUCGUUGCCGUGGGUGGUUCGGAAAGCGGAAACUGCAGAGGCGUUUCUCCAUGCGUUGGGGGAGUUUGCUAAGCAGAAGGAGUUGCAGAUCGUUAUGGUCGUGACGGCAUUUACGACGGGAUCGGAGGGACGAUUCUGUCGUGAGUUGUUGGUCUGUGCGAAAGAGGGCACGGGAGUACGUGGUGUAGAAGCCUUUAUCGAGAGGGCGGGAGCGGAAUUGGGGCUGGAAGAGUGGAAGGUGUUAGACGGGGAAGAGGGAGGUGAGUUAGGGGAUGCCGAAUGCGAAGAUAAGACGAUGAGAAAGUGGAUCUGGGUACAGGGAAACGUCACGAAGAGUCGGAAACAGGUGGCCCCGUUGAUUAGGGAAGCAGUGGGGUCGCUUUGA
This is a messenger RNA of Aspergillus sclerotioniger CBS 115572, 1386 nucleotides long. Its product is annotated as putative exopolyphosphatase. The transcript has a single exon. Lineage: Eukaryota; Fungi; Ascomycota; Eurotiomycetes; Eurotiales; Aspergillaceae. The record is from RefSeq and is a predicted model, not a curated record. Gene Ontology annotation, cellular component: cytoplasm. The annotation marks the transcript as partial. Gene Ontology annotation, molecular function: exopolyphosphatase activity.